Molecule: messenger RNA, 7635 nt
Organism: Girardinichthys multiradiatus
Lineage: Eukaryota; Metazoa; Chordata; Actinopteri; Cyprinodontiformes; Goodeidae
Gene: ano7
Product: anoctamin 7
Exons: 23
Coding region: 3359-6100 (913 amino acids)
Biological process (GO): calcium activated phospholipid scrambling; chloride transmembrane transport
Cellular component (GO): plasma membrane
Molecular function (GO): chloride channel activity; protein dimerization activity
Source: RefSeq, a predicted model, not a curated record
CUGAUUUUACAUGAAAAUAUAAAACUUUGAGGCCUUUUUAUGAAUUACAACAGCCAGCCAUGAUGUUAGUUUCUCAGCCUCCAAAGAAACCAGAAACCUUAGAUAAGAAACUGUGGAAGAGGUGAAGCCUUUAGAUUGAAACGUUUUUCUAAUUCUUUAUUGAAUCUGGGAAACAAGAGAAACGAAGCUUCAGAUCUUAAAGGGAUCGAUCUGCAGGGUAUCCUGCAUCUAUUCUGAAAAUUAGUCAUUACAUGAAGUCUUGCUCACUGCUGAUUACUGCUGCUUUUUACGUAGAGUCGAGGCCAAAGGUUUUACUUGUUCCAUCGAUUUUAAAGGCGUCUGUUAAGAAAUCCAUCCAAUUACUGAGUAAAGUCAGUAUUUCCAGUUUUUUGCUGUAAAAUCCCCAGAUUGUUCUUCUAGUUAUUGCUGGGAUGUUGAAGAAAUUGCUCCUGGAGGACGUUUUGGUCCCAACCUUAACUUUUGGCAGGUUUUGUCUCUGUUGGUGUUUUUCCACAUAUCUAGAGCCAGUUUAUUGCACAGGAAGUCAGCUCUCCCAGGUUCCCCACAGACUGCAUGUAACCUUGGCUUCUCUGUCCAUACGCAGCAGAUCCAUGUUGUGGUGGCUUCCUGUAGCUUUUUCAAUUUUCAAGACUCUCCACUAAGGCACAAACUCUGCAGCAAGAUCUCAUCUUUUUAAACUGGCUUUUAAUUCCAGAGCGCAGGACCACCGGGCCAGUCCUUGUUUCCUAUAUGCCUUUUAUUGCUGAUUUUAUUGCUUUUAAUGUCAUCCUUGUAUUUUAUUGCUUAUUGUUUUUAUUAUUUGGUUAUUUUAUAUUUCUUUUUUAAUCACCUGUACAGCAGUUUAUAAGUAAAUAAAUGAAAUGAAAUAAAAUUCGCACUUCAACCUUCACUUAUGGUCAUGAGAAAUGCAACAUAACUGAAAGAACAAGAUCCUGGAUCCAAGCAGCUGAAAUGAGCUUCCUCUGCAGGGUGGCCACGGUCAACCUUAGACAAGAGGAGAGGAGCACGGAGUAGAACUGCUGCUCUUCUGGAGUCAGCUGAGGUUCUGAUCAGGAUGCCUUCUUCUAUAGGUUCUUCUGGUAGAACCCACUGGCUGGAGACCCUGGGCCAGUCCUGGAACUCCCUGUAAGGACUGUAUGUCCCUUUGGCCUUGGAACACCUUGGGAUGCUCCGGGAAGAGCCGGAGAGUUGUCACUGAGGAAAGGGAUGUCAGGGUUUCCCUCCGGAACCAUCUCCAACCCAGUCUCUGAUAGGUGGACCAGGAAUAGACUCUUUAAAACAAAGAAGUCCAUCUUCAGACCUAAUCCAAGCUGAAUUUCACCUGCUGAGGAGAAGAUUGAAGGAAGAAAGACACCAAACUAUCAGCCCCUGAACAGACUGCAGUGAAACAAGAAAACUUCUUUAAUCAGGUUUCAAAUUUGUUGCACUUGGUUACAGUCAAUAACUGCCUAUAAACAGAAAGUCUUCCCUGUGUUUCUUUAUUUAGUCAGUCCUAAACUCUCUCUGAGCUAAGCUGAACGUCCCCCAAAGCUGUCAGACAGACCUGGAAAUAAACACCUGGAGGUAAAAUAUAAAAUAAUUAUAACAUUCUUCAACGAUUUUCAGUGUUUUCAAAAAUAUUUCAACUAACUUUAUUAUUUUUCCUUUUCUAGAUAGCACAACUUAUUGACUCAUUCUUUCUUUUUGAUCAGCUUUGAACUGCAGAAAUCAGAUUUUAUUUUAAUCUUGAAAAUAUUCAGCAGCUUUUCUUCUGCUGAACUGCGGUUCUUUUGUGGAACCAACAGGUGGCAGCAUGUUGCCAUUAGCUUCAUGAAGUCACCUCAGUGUUGUGGGACAGGUUUAUUUGAAAUCUGUUAACAGUAAGAAUGUGGGUGGAGCUACUGUGAAGGGGCGGGGCUUCAUGGCCUGGGUCAGCAGCUGGUGACCUAGACAUCUGCAGACUCUGAGCACAGCUGAAGCUGCAGAGGAGGACGUUUCUGUCUGCAGGUGAGUGGAGCAACAUGAUGAGACUCUGAUAUUUCUGUCAUUCUUCUCCCCUUCAGAUCAGCUGCUGCUGCUUUCUUACUUUCCUUUGAUUUCAGUCUUAACUUCAGCUCUCUGAAGCUUUGAGAUGUUUCAGUGGAGUUUUCAGACACAAUUACAACAGAAAACAAAAACAGGAAAAUCUCCGGGGUUUUUUAAGCAAAAUCUGAAAUUGAUCUAAAUUUGAUUAGCAGAUUCUGAUAAAUGUUUCUCUUGUGGUCAGAAUUUAAUACAUUCUAUGCUUUAGAUGACUUAUUUCAGAAACCUUUUUCUAAGAAGGAAUGAUUGUAAAAUAUGAUUUAAAACCGAAGAAUUUGAACAGAAUAAAAAUAUCAUUUAUUGUCCCUUAGUGGGGGAAAUAUCAACAGCAAAGUCACAAAGGAAAAUCUGCAGACUUGCAGAAAGAUUUAAAAAAAUGAACUGAAAACAGAUGGAAUAAGAGACUGUACAGCAAGGGCAAAAUUACAGCAGCAUCAUGUGCAGUUAUUAAAAAUAACAUACUCAGUAGGAUCAUUUAAAACAUGUACAAGGGUUAGGGUUAAUGUGUGUCAGUGUAUAAAAAACAACAGAAUGUUUUCAAGAAAUGAAAGAACUGGUCAAAAAUCAGCAGGGACGUGAAUACUUACUGAGUUUGUAGGGAGCAGUGAUGGUUAAAGUCUAACAGCUGCUGGGAGGAAGGACCUGUGAUAACGCUCCUGGGUGCACCUAGGAUGCAGCAGUCUGUCACUAAAGGAGCUCUCCAGUUUCAUGCAUGGGGUGAGAGACGUUGUCCAACUGUGGUGUUAUUUUGCUGGUCUUCUGUCUCUAACCUGCAGUAGGUCAGGGGGGCAUCUUAGGACGGAGCUGGCCUUGGUGGACAAGUUUAAAUUAUUUGAAUUUUCUUUGAUCCACACAGGGUCAAAACUAUUUUACAUACAUUGAUUAGUGUUUUCUCAGGAGAUUUUCUUGUGUUUUAUUAGAAAUUGGCUUCCAUGCAAAAGUCAAUAUAAACAGCAGAAGAACAUUGACACAGUUAUUGAAUUUAAAAACAAUUUGUCAGAUUUCUCUCUGAAACUGAGCAGUUUUGUAAAUUUAAACUCAAAACACCUGUUUGGUCCUGCUAAUUAGACUGAAACAGCUCAGUCGUAUUAAAGGUCACAAAGUCUGACCUUGUUGGAAAUUCAGAAUGAUGCUCAUAAACGACAUGACUCCAACAUUCAGUUGCUCUGAACUUGUUUGGAAACCGGUGCAGGUCUUCAUUUAAGCAGGUGAGUCUGACUGAUGUGACACGAUGUGACCACAGAAACCUGUGUUGAUGGAAGGUGUGAGUUCAUAGAUGUUUAUUACGUGUGUUUCUGUGCAUGUGGGGUUUUCUACAGAAGGAGGACCGAGGUGGGGGAGGAUGAGGAGGAGAGGGGAGCAGAGAGAGGACAGCAGCACUCUCAUCGCCAUGGAAAUAAACCCUGAGAACAACUAUGGCAGCAUCAACCUGGAAGCAUCGUCUCAGCCACGAGACAGGAACGUGUUUAGUGACGAAACCACUCGAAUUGAUUUUGUCCUGGUGUGGGAGGAGCCUCGAGGUGACAAUGAGGACAGCUCAGGUGUUAGCUCUACCCAUAUGAAGUGGAGGGAGCAGUUUCUGAGCAGACUGAGAGAAGAAGGCCUGCUGCAGGAGCAGAGGGAGGUCUGCCAGGCAAAGAAGAGGAUCUGCUUCGUCCUCCUCAGUGCUACGUGGAGCGUCCUCUGUUACUAUGCCGAGGAGAUAAGCCUCAGAGUCCCCCUGCAAGUGGUCACGGCUCCGAUCAUUAACUGGUCUGAACAGUUCCUGUCCAAGCUGUCCCUCCCUAACCCCCUGUCUCAGGAAGUCCCCAACCAGCCACCUGACUACUACACCUGUCAGUUCAGGACCAAUAAGCUGGAGAGGUUCCUGGGAAGUGAAGACAAGGAGAUGUUCUUUAAGACCACCCAGAGACACCAGGUGCUGUAUGAGAUCCUGGCCAGAACUCCAUAUGGUUCUGUGAAGAAGGGAGAGGUGGGCAUUGACCGGCUGAUCAGUGAGCAGGUCUUCGCUGCUGCAUACCCACUGCAUGAGGGGGAUUUCAAGCUGCCGAACCCCCCUGUGGCCCCCCAGUCUUUAAGUCUGAGACAGAUCCUGUACGCAUACUGGUCAAAGUGGUCCUGCUGGAAACGCUACCAACCUCUGGACCACAUAAGGGAGUAUUUUGGGGAGAAGAUAGCUCUUUACUUUGCAUGGAUCGGUUUCUAUACUGGCUGGUUGCUACCAGCAUCUCUGAUUGGGACUCUGAUCUUUCUGGUGGGAUUUUGGCUUGUGGCCACUGACGUUCCAGCGAAGGAGUUGUGCGAAAGUGGAGGUGCUUUCAUCAUGUGUCCUCUCUGUAACAUCUGCUCCUCCUGGAACUACUCCAGCAUCUGCAUCACCUAUAAGGCGGGUCUCCUGUUUGACAAUGGUGGAACAGUGUUUUUCAGCGUCUUCAUGUCUUUGUGGGCUGUUACCUUCCUGGAGUACUGGAAGAGAACGUGUUCGGCUCUUUCCCACCGCUGGGACUGCCAUGACUUCCAGGACAUUGAGGAGCGUCCUCGUCCAGAGUUCACAGCCAUGGCACCGAUGACCAUGAGGAACCCGGUCACUGGGGCGGAGGAACCUUACUUUCCUGAGACGAAACGGUUUAACAGAACUGUGACUGGAUGCAUGGUCAUCAUCAUCAUGGUUGCUGUGGUGCUGAUGUUUCUCAUUGGCAUUAUUUUGUACCGUACAAUCCUCAGCAUCAUCAUUUACAAGUCAGUUACCACUGACAGCUUCUUCAGCUCCUCUGCGGGGAGGAUAGCCAGCCUUUCAGGAUCAGUGUUGAACCUGAUUGUCAUCCUCAUGUUGUCCAGAGUUUACAUCACGCUGGCCCACAUCCUUACUCGCUGGGAGAUGCAUCCCACUCAAACCAAAUAUGAAGACAUGUUCAUCCUCAAAGUUUUCAUCUUUCAGUUUGUGAACUUCUACUCAUCUCCAGUUUACAUCACCUUCUUCAAAGGCAGGUUCGUUGGUUAUCCUGGAAACUACAAAACCUUAUUUGGAGUUCGCAAUGAAGAUUGUGGAGCAGGCGGAUGUCUCAUUGAACUGGCUCAGGAACUCCUGGUCAUCAUGGUGGGAAAACAGCUGAUCAACAACAUCCAGGAGUUCAUCUUUCCGAAGGCAAAGUCAUGGUGGCAGAAGAAGAAAAUGCAUCCCCAACUGAAGGAGAAGAAGGACACAGCAGGAGAGGAGUCUCAGACUGAGGAGGACGCUUCACCCUGGGAGGCAGAUUACCAGCUCCUGGUCUGUGAGGGACUCUUCAGUGAAUAUCUGGAGAUGGUUCUUCAGUUUGGUUUCAUCACCAUCUUUGUGGCAGCAUGUCCUCUUGCUCCACUCUUCGCUCUCAUCAACAACUGGGUGGAGAUCCGUUUGGACGCUCAGAAGUUCGUGACAGAAUACCGCCGCCCGGUGGUGGAGCGAGCUCAGGAUAUUGGGAUCUGGUUUCCCAUCCUGCAGUUCAUCACACACACGGCCGUCCUCAGCAAUGCUUUUCUCAUUGCCUUCACCUCAUCCUUUGUGCCACGGCUGUACUACCGUUACACCAGAGAUAACACAUUGAGCGGCUUCGUUAACUUCACCCUGGCAACAUCUCCACAAAGCUACUCCCAGCAGCACCACAACACCUCCUGCAGGUAUCAAAGUUUCAGGGACGAUAAAGGUGAAUACCUGCCGGAGUACUUUCACCUCCUGGCUAUACGACUCAGCUUUGUCAUCAUCUUUGAGCAUGUGGUCUUCUUCAUCGGCCGACUGAUUGACAUGAUGGUUUCUGACAUUCCUGAAGAGGUGGAGAUGAAGAUGAAAAGAGAGCACUACAUGGCUAAAGAGGCGCUGGCUGAGAAUCAGUCUUUGGGGAGAACCAUGAUUCCAGAUGACAAGGACAUUCUGUCUAACCUGCGUCAGCGUGGAUCCAGAGUCCCACAACCAGGGAGUGACUCCCAUCCUCUAGCUCUGAAGGAAAUUCCAGAAGAAACAGAUCCAAUAAGCAGCUGCUGACAUUAAGUCCCCCCUGCAUCAGUCCUGAUUGUUUUGGGACAGGUUGAUACAGAUGUUCUUCAACCUGUAGAAUAGGGGUUUCUUCUGGAUCUUCUGGAUGUUUGAUAGACUUGUAUAAGAAAAUCCAGCUUUUCAACAUGUCAUAGAACUGUGUGCCAAUGCAAAAGUUGCAUCUUCCCACUCUUGUCUUCUGACACUCAUCAUGAGCUUCCACAUCUGGACUCAGAAACCUAUAAGAUGUUGUUAAUUUAACAGCCCCAAAUAGUAAUUCUUCUCAGAAACGUGACCUACCAAGAGCUGAAAGCCUCUUAAGACUUUAGAAGAACUACCUCUAACAGAGCAGGGCUUUAAGUAGAAGCACAGAAAAGGAAAAUGUGGUUCUGAAAAACCACAUUUUCAAGGUGUUCCAAGUCGUUUAUUCUGCUGUUACACUGAACUAAGGCGUAUUUAAAGGUGUUUAUUAUAUUUUAAAAUAUUUUGGCCAUAAUAUUUGAGACGUUUUUGUUUUUGCACUAUAACAGUCAUAACGGUCAUUAACCUCUAAAAAAGCUCUCAUACUGAGUUAUGAUGUUAAUGUUGAAAUAUUACAGUUUUAUUAUCUAACCAUGAAAAUGAAAUGGCACAUGAUCGAUGGUCAUGUGACCAAUCAUACACCACCACAACAUCAGUAUACACCUCGUGACUUCAGCACCACUCCAAAUACAUCCAUCUCUACUCUGGUGUUAAGGAAGCCUUUACUUUGGAUGAACACCUAAUCCAGCUGAUGUGGUGUAGACACCAACAGAUGUGUCAAUGAGGCAUUCUCUGUCUCCUGACCUUUACCCUCUGUUCUGACAGGCUGUCGGAUGGUUCACUGGAGGAGGAGGAGGCUCCUUGUUCAGGGCUCGCUACAGCAAAUAAGUAUACCUUAACUUGUUAAGCCCAUGGAGGUAUUAGAGCAAUUUCCACUCUAAUUACAUAAAUAAAUCAAGUAUAGCUCAACAGUUAUAAGGUCUACAUGCAAACUUUUGGUACUUGUGUAAAGCUAAGACAUGCAAGAAUAUUUUCAGGUGGAAGCACUUAAUAACUUUGGCAAUCGCGUGAUAAAACUUUGACUUUACAGCAGAACUUAUGCCCCAUAGUGUCCAUUCUAGACACAUCAGCUCUUUGCAAACUAAACCAUUUACAUCCCCUCACAGGCAUUUUGAAUUUAGGCUUAGGUUAUGAAUGUUUAGGUGUUGGUCAUUUGUUGAUCUUUUCCUUAUCAAAUUAACUAAUAAUUACUGAAACUAGUCUGCAUGUGGACUAAAUUAUGUCCACUCCCUCUGGCUGCUGAACUAUUUGUCAGUGAAGGUAGAUUUUUGGAAACAUUUAUAGUUUUACUCAUGUAAAGGCUAAUUGUCAAUAUCGUCUGCAAAAUUCUGAAUGUUACAUGUGAAUAAAUUUAUUUACAUUUUUUCUUAGGAGGUUAACAGGCAGUUACUAAUGCUUAAUCAAUAAAAGAAACAAAAUGUGAAAUUAUUAAUUUUUUGUUCCAAUAAAGAAACCAAUGAUUA